Molecule: messenger RNA, 4740 nt
Organism: Danio rerio (zebrafish)
Lineage: Eukaryota; Metazoa; Chordata; Actinopteri; Cypriniformes; Danionidae
Source: RefSeq, a predicted model, not a curated record
GUGGCUGCUACUUGCAGCUUCCUGUCUUGCUGUAAAGUGUGCAUGAGGGCAGAUGUGAAAAUCAAAAGCAUAUCUUCACCUCGGUGAGACUCGAUUUGUGUGUUGUUUUGAGUUCUGGGCAGGCCUGAGGAGUUUUCAUUGUUGAACUAGACGUUGAGGACCACUGGUUUACUAAAGAGACUGGGAUUUCAUACGGAUUUGGGGUGAGUUUGAAAGGAGGGAGCGAUGGCCUCCCUCCUGAUGCGAUUCUUUCGGCUAGGUGUGGAGAAAAAGCGAGUGAGGCAUUAUGAGAACCUGAAGAGGGAUGUGGAUCCACACCAGUCGUGGGAGACUCUGGGAGAACUAGGAGAUGGAGCUUUUGGAAAGGUCUAUAAGGCCCAGAAUCAGACUACAGGAGUGCUGGGAGCUGUUAAAGUGAUUGAAGUGCGCAGUGAGGAGCAGCUGGACGACUACAUCACUGAGAUAGACAUCUUAGCGGCCUGUCGACAUCCGAACAUCCUCUCCCUGCUGGACGCCAUCUUCUUUGAGGGCUGGCUCUGGAUCCUGCUGGAGUACUGUCCCGGGGGAGCUCUGGAUGAUAUCAUGCUGGAGCUGGAGCGAGGCCUGACCGAGCAGCAGAUCAGUGAGGUUUGCUGGCAGACUCUGCAGGCUCUAUUUUACCUGCACCAGCACCACAUCAUACACAGAGACCUGAAGGCUGGCAAUAUUCUGCUCACGAUGGAUGGACAGGUCAAACUAGCUGACUUUGGUGUGUCUGCAAAAAAUGACUAUACUCUGCAGAAACGAUCAACUUUCAUUGGAACUCCAUACUGGAUGGCACCUGAGGUGAUCAUGUGCGAAACAUCGAAGGACAAUCCCUACACCUCUAAAGCUGACAUCUGGUCAAUGGGAAUCACUUUAAUCGAGGCGGCAGAGAUGGAGCCCCCUCAUCACUCACUCAACCCAAUGAGGGUCCUGUUGAAGAUCACCAAAUCUCCUCCACCAACACUCUCCAAUCCUCGCCAGUGGUCGUCACAUUUCCAAGACUUCCUUCGAAGGAGCUUGCAGAAGAACCCAGAGGCUCGAUGGGGAACCCAGCAGCUCAUGGCUCACCCCUUCUCUUAUGCUGGACGAGAUGGACGAGCCCUAAAAGAGCUCAUCGCUGAGGCCAAAGCAGAGGUCACUGAGGUCGUAGAAAAUGAGUCUUUGUUCAAUAUCCAAUCCUCCGUGGAAGACACAAUCACCACAGAAUCCGAGAAAACACUGCCACGACCAGAACAAGCAAUAGAAGAACAGGGACCACAAGAACCUGAGACCCCAAAGAAGACCUCGGUUCUGGACACUGUUCCUCAAUCCCCCAUCAACUCAGAGCUAAAUCCUGAGGUCAAAGUGACCCGCAGGGCUUCACAGGCCACUAAUCAGGUCAAAACUCAAAAGAGGGCAAGACGCCUCUCUGUUCCAGGAAAUCUCCUUUCGUUUCUGUCUGGCGGCUCCCGUCGCUGCAAAUCUGGAUUCUGGGGUGACAAUUCACCAGUUCAGGUAACUAAAAACUCAGAAGAUUCAAGUGCAGCUGAAACUGUGGGAACAUGCCCUUCAGAUGGUACUGAAAGUGAAAACACUGCCAAACCAAAAGAGGAAACACCUGACGUAGUCGAUGCUCCAAGUAACAAAGUUGCUGACAUCAAAGAUGAGGUUGAUACAGAAGAAACUGACAAGAACUUAAAUCUCUCCAGUGCACCAGCACAAACAACAGUUUCUUCUGAAAGUGACACAUUAGGUCUUACCAAAGAGGACACGGAAGCUGCUGAGAAAAGAAAUGGCACUGUGACAAAUUCUGACAAUGACCAAACAUUUUGGAAAUCCCUUCAAAUACCUGCUGUUCUUGACAAAGAUGCAACACAUCAACAUAGCACACAGGUUGUAGCUUUGUGUUUGGAAACAACACUAGCUUUAAAAACUAACAGGAAUGAGGAAAAUCCCAAUGACUACCUUAAUCUGGCCUGUCCUUUGAAAACGUCUACUUUCACAUUAGAUAAUACUAAAACUCCUAAGGUGCCUUCGAGUAUUUUUCCUGAAAGAGCUCCUGACUUUAAGAAUGAACAACCAUCAACUGAACCUUUGGAAACAGAAGAAACAGUUGAAGAACUGGAGACAGAUGGAGGAACAGAGGAAGAAUCAAGACUGCUAGAGACAGAAGAUCAAACAAUCACCAAAGAAGAUCACAUUGCCAUGAAGGUAGAGAGCGAGGACUUUACUGAAGUCAUCAGUGAAGGAGUGAGGCAUGAAGAUGUCAACUCAAACAAUGAAAAGUCUGAGGAAGAAGAAAGCAGUGAAAAAGACAAGGAAACAACAGAGGAGGAAUGUUCGACAAGCAAGGAAGAAGACACCAUGAAGGACGAUCAUGAAGAUGUAGACUCAAUAAACGAAAACAGUGAGAUCUCCAGAAAAUCAGAUGAAGAGAUGGAAACGCCAAUCCAAAAUGAGACAACAAAUAUUACUGAUUCACAGACUCCAGAGAUGUCAAACAAGGAAGAGGAUAAUUUAGAAAAGGAAACGAGUAAUGAAGGAGUUGCUCAAGAUGCGACAGAUUCAAAAGAACCUGAAGAAGAGUUUCCAGAAAUCUCUAAUACAACACCUGACAGUACAGAAGAGGACUCAAAGGAUGCUGUUGAGGAUACAACAGUUGUUUCUGAAUCAAAGCUGAAAAAGCAGGUAAUGUUUGUAGUUCAGGAUGACAAAAACAAAGAGAAGCUUGCAAAUGGCUUGAAUGAUUCAGACUCAGUUCUACCACAUGAAUCGAAUGGAUCCACACAUAAAGAAUCUAAUGAGGACAUGAUACCACCUCUUUCUCCCACCAGUCCUCCGAUGUCUCCUGGGUUUGAAGGGGAAUUGCAUCCCAGCAGGAUGACCGUUAAAAAGACCCGCAAAUUUAUGGUGGAUGGUCGUGAAGUCAGUGUCACCACUUCCAAAGUGGUUAGCGAGGGAGACAGCAAAGAAAAACUAAUGCGCUACAACAGACGGCAGGAGCUGCAUGCGCUGAAACUCUUGCAGAGGGAAGAGCAGAGAGAACAUGCCCAGCUGGAGCUGAAACUGCAGCAACAGCGAGAGCAGAUGUUCCGCCAUAUAGAGCAAGAAAUGACUAGCAAGAAGCAAUAUUAUGACAGCGAGCUGGAAAGACUUGAGAAACAAUAUCAGCAGCAAAGCGGUCAAAUGGAGGCUGAGCACACAUCCAAACUGAGAGAGGACGCACGGAGAAUCAAGGCCCAGCAGGAGAAAGAGCUGAGCCGCAAAAGCAGUGCACUCAAAGCAGACCCUAAAGAGGAGCAGCGGUUCCUGCAGAAGCAACAGCAGGAGCUCAAUGAAGCUCUGCAGAAGGGUGUUCAGGAGCAUAAGAGGAAGGUGGCGUCGAUGGAGUGGGAGAUUACGGUCAAAUCGCAACAGCUCAAGCGAGCUCGAGAAGCUGUGAUCUGGGAGUUAGAACAGCGCCAUCUACAGGAAAAGUAUCAUCUAUUUAAACAGCAGGUGAAAGAGCAAUAUUCCCUACAAAGACAGCAGCUGACCAAGAGACAUAACAAGGAUAAAGAGAGAGCGUCCCGCUUCCAGCAGUCUCUCCUGGAGGAGCAGAAGUCACUGCAGGCCCAGGAGAGAGCGUCGUUCCUGAAGACCCAAAAAGCUGAAGCAAAAUCCCGUCUGAAUCAGUUGAAAAUGGAGCUGAGAAAGCAAGGUCUGAGCGGCCCUGAGCAGAGACAACAUCUCACACAGCUUUUGUCUGAAGAAGAGGCCAGACAGAAGCAAGAGAAACAGAGUCUUCAAGAAAGUCACGAGAGCCAAUUGAAAGCAGUGCAGGAACAAUGUGAUGCCAGUACAGCUGAACUACAGCAGCUUCAGAAUGAGAAGCUUCAAGUUCUUGUGGACAUGGAGAAGAAAAAGAUCAAAGCCCUGGAGGACGAACACACACUUGAGCUCAAUGAAUGGAGAGAUAAGCUUGCGUGCAGGAAAGAGGUGUUAGAGGAAGACCUGGCUCGCAGACGAAGAGAAAAAGAAGGGACCAGGAGACGAGGGAGUGAGCCGGAAAACAGAUUUGCAGCUCGACGCCCAAAGUUCUUCCAUAAUCUAAGCUUCUCCUGACAAAGUUAAGAAAUACUUUCAACUCCAAUGUCAAUUAUAUACAGUAUAUGAUGCUGUCUUUCAACGUUUUGGGGUAAGAAAAGUUAAAUAAAGGAAAUAAUUUUCAGAAAUAUUAUAAUGAAUUAUAUUAAAAUAUAAAACUUUGUAUUUAUUCUACAAUGAAAUUUAUUAUUCAAAUUAUUUAAAUGACAAUAUUUUGAUUUGAGAUUUGGAUGAAAUGUUAGCAGAUUUUUAUAGAAUAAAACAAAUAUUACAAUUUUGCUCAAACUCACACCUAAUAAAUCAGUGAGAUCAUUCUCAUGUUGUCUUAUAAUUAGUUUUUGCAUAGCUGUACAUAUAGAUACAUUGUAUAAGCAACAAAUAAUAACUUGACUUCCUGUUAAUCAUUUGGAAAAGUGGUUAAAGGUAGUAACAUCAGUCAUGUUGGGUGGAGGAAAAAUCAUGGUUAGGGGUUCAGUUACAUUCAGUUUGGGGAUGUGCGAGAGAUCUGCAGAGUUGAUGGCAACAUCCACAGCCUGCGGUAUCAAAAUAUUUGUGCUGCCCUUUGCAUUACAAACCACAAGAGAGGGCAAAUUCUUUAGCAGGAUAGCGCUCCUUCUCACACUUCAGCCUCCACAUCAAAGUUCCUGAAAG